AGAGUAAGGGGAGUUCCGGCGAGGCGAGGCGGGCCGGGCCGCUGCGCCGGGGCUCUGCGCCUCCUCCUCGUCCUCCUCCUCCUCGCUCCCUCACGCACCGGGCCGCCGCCGCCAUGAGCGAGGCAGAAGUGAAUCCCAAAGCCUACCCGCUGGCUGAUGCUCAGCUCACCAAAACGCUACUGGAUCUCGUGCAGCAGUCCUGCAACUAUAAGCAGCUACGCAAGGGAGCCAAUGAAGCCACAAAAACACUGAACCGAGGAAUAGCGGAGUUCAUUGUGAUGGCUGCCGAUGCUGAGCCCUUGGAGAUCAUCCUGCACCUCCCUCUUCUCUGUGAGGACAAGAACGUGCCUUAUGUGUUUGUGCGCUCCAAGCAGGCCCUGGGCCGGGCUUGCGGCGUUUCCCGGCCUGUCAUCGCCUGUUCAAUCACCAUCAAGGAGGGAUCACAGCUAAAGCCUCAGAUCCAGUCUGUCCAGCAAGCUAUAGAGAGACUGUUGGUCUAAACGCCUAUGAUUUCAAAUGUGUGUGGAAUGGGUAAAAGAUGAAGUCAGGGGGAAUUAAUGUCUAGCUUUAGUUGGUGAUGAUAGUUUUUAUACCAGUGUUCCAUAUCAAAACACCACAUUUUUGUUUAAUAGCAGCUUAAUUCUUAAAGUGUCUCUGCCUCCUCUUCCCCAUCUUUUCUCUUAUUCCACUCCAACAUAGUCCUUCUCAUUGUAGUACUUAUUGAAAAGUGGUUGUACAAUUGUAUUUACUGUUGGAUGU
Cygnus olor (mute swan) is the source of this 759-nucleotide messenger RNA. RefSeq names its product small nuclear ribonucleoprotein 13 (gene SNU13). Gene Ontology annotation, molecular function: RNA binding. The transcript is spliced from 5 exons. Gene Ontology annotation, cellular component: U4/U6 x U5 tri-snRNP complex; precatalytic spliceosome; small-subunit processome. NCBI's taxonomy places the organism in Eukaryota, Metazoa, Chordata, Aves, Anseriformes, Anatidae. Gene Ontology annotation, biological process: maturation of SSU-rRNA; ribosome biogenesis; mRNA splicing, via spliceosome. Bases 114 to 500 code for a protein of 128 amino acids. The record is from RefSeq and is a predicted model, not a curated record.